Molecule: messenger RNA, 1851 nt
Organism: Peniophora sp. CBMAI 1063
Lineage: Eukaryota; Fungi; Basidiomycota; Agaricomycetes; Russulales; Peniophoraceae
Source: the annotation of a GenBank genome assembly
AUGCUCUUUCACCUUAUCACCGCAGGCUCUAUCUUUGCCGUACUGGCAACGGAGACUGCCGCUCAGGCACUUCAAAUUCCGUCGUCAUGGCUGAACACGUCGUCGAGUACGAGUCGGAGCUCGCGUGAAGACAUAGCAUACGGCGCAGCCAACACGCUUUACCACCAGAUCGGAAACACAGGUCAACGCACAGCGCAAUACCGCUCCAACUACUACGCCGUUCUGGCCCUUCAAGACUACUACAGCGGAAACACCACAUGGAUGGCAUACGUAACACCGAGCAUGCAAAGCUACUACCAACAGAUCGGGGUUUACGGUAACAAUCUUGGUUGGAGUGGCGACGCCAAUUACUGGGCCCUUGCGUUCUACUACGCAUAUCGAACAUACAAACAAGAGGUUCUCCUCGAGACCGCAAUCAGCAUAUACAACGCGACCUAUGCGGCUGCUUUCAUCACGCCCAACGACGCAGCGGCUGGAACUGGUGCAGGGCGGAACGUUUCUUUCGCUCUUCCAUCGUGCACGUCAGAUACUUUCGCGGGUGGGGUAUUCGUUGGGAAUGUGUCCACCGACCUCGAUGUGUGCGCAGAGUGUAUCGGCCCUUUCUUCACGCUGUCGGCUUAUCUCUUCGAAGCUACGAAUCAAUCCUACUUCAGCGACGCCGCGCAGCUCUCAGCGGACUUCAUGAUCCAUCACAUGUGGAACGGAGCGUUUGUCGUUGAUACGUUCCGUCUCCACGACUGUAGUUUGAAUCCCAAACCUUGUACACUCGACCAAGCCGGAUUCGUGGAAGGGCUGUCUGUAUGGGCUAACAUCACUCAAAACGCUACUCUGACCUCACUGCUGAGAGACGUUGUGUCCAAUGUCACGACUCACCCGGCAUGGACUUCGAACAACGGUGUCAUAGACGAGUUAAACGUCCAGUUGAGCAUGUUCUACCAGAACUUCAAAGGACUCUUGAUUCGCGCACUACUAGAGGCAAGAGCACGGAACCUCGGCACCGAUCUCGACCUUUACAUUGAAGCGUACAUCCUCAAUCAGUUCAACUCCAUCCUUUCCUACACUCGAGGCUCGGAGCCAGAUACUGUAGACUUCUAUGGUCUGUCUUGGAUUGCCCAACGUGCCACGUCGUUCAAUUCUGUCGGAAGUAUCGGUGCUCUGGACGUCCUCAACGGGGUCCUGAACCUCACAGUAUCUGCAGACGGGCCAAAUACUGGCGGUGCUACUACAAGCGCAACCACUGGAGUCCCUACUGCGACCGACUCCGCACGCCAGUCUCAACACGCAUCGAUUGAUACAGGUGCGGUAGCAGGAGGGAUGGUGGGAGGGGUCAUUGUGCUCCUCGCCGCGAUAGGUCUCUGCUUGUGGCGGCGUCGCCGAAGAGCUGCGAAGAGAGAACACCACUUCGCCACCACUCACUUCGGUGACAUCCCUACCAUUGGCAUAGACCCAUUCGUGCUUUCUGCGCCCGCAAACCAACCUUCAUCAAAGUGGAACGACUUCUACGCGCCUAACUCAGGAGGAUCUCGCGCAUCUUCAUUGGAAGCCGCGCCGCUGACGAGUGUCGUACAUCGCGCGCAAGUCGCCGCGGAAAGACCCAUGCCCGGAGAGGAUAGACUUGAACAGGAGGGUUUGGAUCUACCGGGCGCCGUCGGGCGUCUGCAAAACUUGAUUCGCUUGUUGCAUCGUCAAGACGAGUUUCCGCCUGCCUUGCUGCAUCUCCGCAUGAUUACCAUUAUAACUUUAUGGCUUUCUGCUGGUUUCUGUGCUCCUACUGUGCUCCUACGCACAACUGUGAGCGUCUAUAUGACUGAUAGCCUUCCGGUGACCGGACAUAAACGCUACACAAAGUGA